Messenger RNA from Penicillium coprophilum, 2070 nucleotides. Its product is annotated as H(+)-transporting V1 sector ATPase subunit A. Gene Ontology annotation, molecular function: ATP binding; proton-transporting ATPase activity, rotational mechanism; ATP hydrolysis activity. Gene Ontology annotation, cellular component: fungal-type vacuole membrane; proton-transporting V-type ATPase, V1 domain. The coding region runs from base 1 to 2070 and encodes 689 amino acids. Lineage: Eukaryota; Fungi; Ascomycota; Eurotiomycetes; Eurotiales; Aspergillaceae. The record is from RefSeq and is a predicted model, not a curated record. Gene Ontology annotation, biological process: proton transmembrane transport; ATP metabolic process. The transcript is spliced from 3 exons.
AUGUUAGGCUUGGGAAGACCUCGAUUGAAAGCGCGGGCGUCGUUGUUGGAUCUGAUAACCAAGCAUACGUUGACACAGCCAUCACCGCCCGCCGAGCUGCCACCGCUUCCAGACUCGCCCUCCUCAACUACCUCCUCCCACUCUGUGUCUCUCCAUUCCACACAGGCUUCUUCCAUUAUGACUUCGGACAAUUCUGAGAAACAUGGCUCGAUCUUUUCGGUCUCCGGCCCUGUCGUCGUGGCCGAGAACAUGAUCGGUUGUGCCAUGUAUGAGUUGUGUCGUGUCGGUUAUGACAUGCUUGUUGGUGAAGUCAUUCGAAUUGAACAAGACAAGGCCACGAUUCAGGUCUACGAGGAAACAGGUAGAGCUCUGCAGCCCCCAAACCUGUCUGGUUUGACUGUUGGAGACCCUGUGGAGAGGACAGGAAAGCCCCUUUCAGUCGAGCUGGGCCCCGGUCUGAUGGAGACGAUCUACGACGGUAUUCAGCGACCCCUCAAAGCCAUCGCCGACCAAUCGAAGAGUAUCUACAUUCCCCGUGGUAUUUCGGUGAACGCCUUGGACCGCGAGCGAAAGUGGGACUACAAGCCUACUACCUUCAAGGUCGGCGAUCACAUCACUGGCGGUGACAUCUGGGGUUCCGUGUACGAGAACAGUCUGGUGAACGAUCACAAGAUCCUGCUGCCUCCUCGCGCACGGGGUACCAUUACUCGGAUUGCCCCUGCUGGCAGCUACACCGUCGAGGAGAAGCUGCUCGAGGUGGAGUUUGAUGGUAAGAAGACUGAGUUCGGUAUGAUGCAGACCUGGCCCGUUCGUGUUCCCCGCCCGGUUAGCGACAGGCUGUCCGCCGAUGCGCCCUUCAUCGUCGGCCAGAGAGUGUUGGAUGCUCUCUUCCCCAGUGUCCAGGGUGGCACUGUCUGUAUUCCUGGUGCUUUUGGAUGUGGAAAGACUGUCAUUUCCCAGAGUGUGUCCAAGUUCUCAAACAGUGAUAUCAUCGUCUACGUUGGCUGCGGUGAGCGUGGAAACGAGAUGGCCGAAGUCUUGAUGGAUUUCCCUGAUGUAAAUGCCCCCACCCAAACCUACUGCGAUAGCGUUUUACUGACUAUCUUUCGUUUGCAGCUCUCUAUUACCGUCGACGGCCGCAAGGAGCCUAUCAUGAAGCGUACCUGCCUUAUCGCCAACACCUCUAACAUGCCCGUCGCCGCCCGUGAGGCCUCAAUUUAUACCGGUAUCACUAUCGCCGAAUACUUCCGUGAUCAGGGCAAGGAUGUGGCUAUGAUGGCCGACUCCAGUUCCCGUUGGGCUGAGGCUCUGCGUGAGAUUUCAGGUCGUCUUGGUGAGAUGCCUGCUGAUCAGGGUUUCCCCGCAUACCUGGGAGCCAAGCUUGCCUCUUUCUACGAGCGUGCUGGCAAGAGUAGUGCUCUCGGUAGCCCCGAGCGCGUGGGCAGUGUCAGCAUCGUUGGUGCUGUCAGCCCGCCUGGUGGUGAUUUCUCCGAUCCCGUCACUAGCAGUACCUUGAGUAUUGUCCAAGUGUUCUGGGGUCUCGACAAGAAGCUGGCGCAGCGAAAGCACUUCCCUUCGGUCAACACCUCCGUCUCCUACAGCAAAUACAACGCAGUUUUGGAUAAAUACUACGAGAAGGACCAUCCUGAAUUCCCUCGUCUCCGCGACCAGAUUCGUGAACUUUUGACCAAGUCCGAGGAAUUGGACCAGGUCGUCCAGCUUGUUGGUAAGGCGGCGCUGGGUGAUUCGGAUAAGAUCACGCUGGACGUGGCCAGCUUGCUCAAGGAUGACUUCCUCCAGCAGAACGGAUACAGUGACUAUGAUCAGUUCUGCCCCUUGUGGAAGACCGAGUACAUGAUGAAGGCGUUUAUGGGCUACCACAAUGAGGCACAAAAGGCCAUCGCGCAGGGUCAGAAUUGGGCCAAGGUCCGUGAGGCUACCGCUGAUCUCCAGAGUGCUCUGCGUGGCAUGAAGUUCGAGGUUCCGGACGACGAGGCUGAGAUCUCGGCCAAGUACGAGAAGAUCCUCCAGUCCAUGACCGAGCGAUUUGCCUCAGUUUCGGACGAGUGA